Molecule: messenger RNA, 852 nt
Organism: Salvia splendens (bonfire salvia)
Lineage: Eukaryota; Viridiplantae; Streptophyta; Magnoliopsida; Lamiales; Lamiaceae
Exons: 4
Coding region: 151-741 (196 amino acids)
Source: RefSeq, a predicted model, not a curated record
AUUUGACAACCCUAAAAUUUGUAAUCAUUCUGCGCCGCUCGCUUCUCUCCCCUAAAAAUUCCAAUCAUUUUCCGCGCUCGUUUCUCUCCUUCUUCAUCGGCAUGUUUUGGGUGAUUAAAUAAAUUAAAAUUAGGGGUUUUGAAUAGGGCGAUGGCGAUGACAGAUCCCUCUCCUACUCUUACUCCGGCAAAGAGAGUCGAAUGCGAGGUGGUGACACAUCCCGACGAGCCGCCUAAGAGACUGCACCAAUCACUUUCAGAGGAUGUUGGAUCGGAUUCGGAUAUCGAUGCACUAUUCGAAAGCGGAGUAACAAGAGUAGUAGAGGUAGAAGAAGAGGAAAGUGAUGGGGAGGUGCCGGAUGAUCUUAAAAAUAGUGAAGAUUACAAGAAAUACUUACAACUCAUAACCGAGAGUGACGGCUAUGAUUGUGGCUCCUUCGAUUUCCCUUAUUUUGACUAUAUUAUAGCUCCAGCAACUCAGACGCAUAUAGAUAGAAAUAGUGUUUAUGUGUCACCUGCCCUCGACGACUACAACAAACUACAUAAUAGGAAGCUGGUGUUUGAUAGCAUUGAGAAGAUGAACCUCCAGUUUGCACCGUGCUGCUAUAAUAAGUAUUUUGUGACCUUCAAAGUUAAGGACAUGGAUGAUGGUGCUGCCCUCAAGACCUUCCAAUGCAGCUUCAUGACUUUCAUCAAUGGCCCUACUAUUGAACAAUUUCGUGAGAAACCAACCCAACCCUAACUUAACUUGUUGCUAUUUAGUUUGGAUUGAAAGCUAGCUUCUCUUCCUUAUUACUUUUCUUACUACCUUUUACCUCUAUUAAUCUUAAUAUAUUUAUAUGGAUUUCGCUGC